This is a messenger RNA of Rhodofomes roseus, 846 nucleotides long. RefSeq lists its product as uncharacterized. Bases 1 to 846 code for a protein of 281 amino acids. NCBI's taxonomy places the organism in Eukaryota, Fungi, Basidiomycota, Agaricomycetes, Polyporales, Fomitopsidaceae. The record is from RefSeq and is a predicted model, not a curated record. The transcript has 5 exons.
AUGUGCUACGCAGCGACGGGUGAGUCGCCCUUCCAUCACACAUCAGGCGGUCGUUCACGGAGCAGUGAAAUUCCAGCAUUAUGCUGUUACGACUAUUGCUUGACAUUCGAGCGCGAGGUCGUGCUUAUGUGGAGGGACAAGUUAACUGCAGCAUCCGCGCUAUUCUACGCGUUGAGAUACGCGGCAUUGCUGAACACCAUCCUCAUCUUGCUGGGCUACCUAUCUUGGCCGGGCUGGCAGACUGCACACGUGCUGCUGAUUGUUCGCAACCGUAAAAGCUGCAUGAUCAUCAUGCGUCUGCAGAUGGCCGGCGACGUGCUGAUCUUGACCUGUGUAGCGGGUAAUUCAUGUGCAGCUUUCGCCACCAUGCGCAUAUAUGCCCUCUUUCGUCGCAGUUGGGCCCUGUCUUACCUGAUUCUCGCGCUUAGCCUGGUCAACCCGGCGAUAUCAAUGUACACCUUCAUCAUCUCUACACCCAUCUUGUUGCAGGUCACUCCUACGUAUCAGACGUGCAGCAUUGAUACGCCAUAUGCCUCCAAUCUUAUGCUUGUUCAUCUCGCACGCCCAGGGAUGAUGGGCGCUAGAGCGUCGGCUGUGGUCUCCGAUUCUCUCGUCCUGUUCCUGACGUGGAGGGGAACCAGACACGUUGCCGCAUCCGAGUUGAGGACAAUUCUUAUGUCCCAUAGUAAGUCUCGCAUCUGGUAUGCCACGAGAAGGUCGUUGACUCAAGUGUCUGCACUGCCAGCCGCGGUCUACUUCGGGUACGACAAUUUUGCGUGGGGCAUCGAGCAUAUCUUUGACCAAUUCCAUCGUCAUCCAUCUUUGACAGGUUCCUGUUCCUUCUGA